Molecule: messenger RNA, 1427 nt
Organism: Dermatophagoides farinae (American house dust mite)
Lineage: Eukaryota; Metazoa; Arthropoda; Arachnida; Sarcoptiformes; Pyroglyphidae
Source: RefSeq, a predicted model, not a curated record
AUGGUGAUUACUAAACAUUUAAAUCAAGUCAGUAAAAACAAACAAUCCAUUUCAAAUGCAAUGCCAGUUCAACGUCUGCAGGAGGUCAAUUAUUAUUCGACAAUCUCUGGAACAAAUCAGCAAACAAUAAUAUGUUUGUUUCCGUCCAGAUCUGAUACUACCAAGUUCACAUACUCAUACAUCAUCAAUCAUCAAUCAUCAAUCAUGUCAACUAUAUCAACUAUAUUAACAUCAUCAGUGAUUUAUCGAACUCGUCAUGUUUAUUCAUCAUUAUUGAUAGUGUUGUGGUUGGUGGUGGUAAAUAUUGAUGCCAACACUUUCAUUUGGGACCCAAACAAUACAGAUAAUAUCGAUCUUGUACGACCAUUCAACCGUCAUACAACGUUUGCCAAUCCACCGAAAUGUGUUCAUAUACCAGCCAAUCUUACAUUGUGUCAUGGUAUCAAAUACAAUGAAAUGCGUAUACCUAAUCUACUUUAUCAUGAAACAAUCAAUGAAGUUAUCGAACAAUCCAGUUCAUGGAUUCAAUUGAUUAAAAUUGGCUGCCAUCCUGAUACCCAAUUAUUCCUAUGUUCUCUCUUCAGUCCUGUAUGUUUAGAUCAAACCAUACCACCAUGUCGAUCUUUAUGUGAAAAUGUUAAGCAAAGUUGUGAACCAUCCAUGCUCAUACAUGGAUAUAGUUGGCCACCAAUGAUGCAAUGUAAUUUAUUUCCUAUCGAGAAUAAUAUGUGCAUCGAAUCACAACAGGUGACUAGUGGACCAUCAUCAUCGAUUCGAGGCAAUAAGCAGCAAACUAAUAAAAAUGACCAAUCUAACAACCGAACCGAAAAUGAACAAUUUCAACGGCAAUUAAUGAAUUCUAUAUGCAAUUCAGAUUGGGUAAUCAAAAUUGGCCUGAAUCAAAUCCGUAACAAUCGAGUACGAGUGAAAAAAUUCAAACCCUUAUUUGGAACAUUGAAUGUAUCACCGCCAUUCAUUUUGACAUUAAACAAAUCUAUGAUGAUUGGUUCGACCGAAUCUACUGGCACUACCGGUAUGCCGAGUAUAAAACCGAAUCGAGAAAAAUUUAUCGUCAUUGGUCGUGGUAAUAAUCAUGCACAUGAUCUAUCGAUAAGUUUAGCGGUUAGUUGGCUAAAAAAUACGCCUCAAAUCAAGAAAGCUAUUCGUAAAGUGAAAAGUAGUAAUGGCUGCAAGAAAUUCAUGAUUUCCACUGCACAACAAUCAUCAACGAAUGUUUCUUUGAAAACGACAAAUGGACAAACAAAGCGUAAUCGAAAUAGGAAUCGUAAAAAGAACUCAAAUAUGGCACGAAGUCAUUAACGAAUCGAUCGAUGAAUAAAUGGUCAUUUUAGAUAUUUUUAUUUUCUGUACUUGAUUCAAUUGAUUGGAUAUACAAAAAAAAAUCAUUAUAUAAAAGCAAUCAUUAA